AUGAUCCUAUGUUUUUACAUAGUUUUUUUUUAUUAUCGUCAUUUUACUCGUAUUAAUCCCCUUCCUGGUCCAAUACCAAUUCCAAUAAUUGGAAUUUUUAUGGUGAAUAAUGAUCUUAUUGAUCAAAUUAAUAAAUUAAGUAAAAUUUAUGGCCAUAAUGGCAUAUUUGAAUUUUAUCUUGCUGGUUAUAGACAAAUUGUAAUUACCAAAGCUGAAUACGCAAAAAAAUUUUUGGCUCCAUCCACGAAAGAAUGCAAGAUUUACUGGAAGAGAUUUCCAUUAAAACUCGAAGUUUUUGAAGAUCAUGGUAUUAAUCAAUUAGGAUUGGCAUUUAAUGAAAAUUUCAAUUAUUGGAAAUUUUAUCGUCAAAUUUAUAUGCAAGCAAUCGGAAAACUAAGUAAUUCAAAUAGAACUACUAAGUUAUUAAAUGAAUUAUUCGAAGAACUGUCAAAUUAUUGGUUAGAUUUGACAGGAAAUAAUUAUAAUUCAGGAGUUAUUGAUUUAACAGCUUGGACAAAACGAUUUUUAACUGAUUUAAUGUUUUUAUUAUCGACAGGAAAGCGAUCAUUUGCGAUUAAAUAUUGUUAUCUUAAACUAAAAAAUGAAAAAGUUACCAAAGAGAUUAUGGAUUCUGAACAUUAUAUUGAAAGCUUAACAUAUUUUUUAGUUAAUAUUCGAAUGGCAUUUGUUCCGAAAUUUUUAAGAAGAUUACCUUUGAUCAGAAAUCAUGUAGAUAAAUUUAUGGAUGUUCGUAAUUUUUUAUUUGAAAGAAUUUUAGAAAAUGUUAGAGAAAAGAGAAAAGAAAUUGAAGAAAUCGGCAGUAAUGAUAAUUUUGACACAAAACAAUUAGAAGAUGAUUCACUGACGUCUUUUAUUAUUGUCAAUACUCCAUACGAAUCUCAUCCUCAAAAAAGACCAAUGAAUGAUAUCGAAAUAAGCUCUAUUUUAUUUGAUGCACUUACUGGAAGUACAGAUUCUGUAUGUAUAAUGAAAUAUAGGGAGGGAGAUAAGGUUGCAAGUGCAUUUAGUUUUGUAUUAUAUGAUAUUGCGCAUAACCCAGCUGCUAAAAUAAAAUUACUGGAUGAGAUUAACUCAGUUAUCGGAGAUGAUUUAACUAGACAAAUCACCCUAGAUGACCUUGAAAAAUUAAAGUAUUGCGAAGCGACUGUUUUAGAAUCAUUAAGAAUGAGAUCACCUACUGCUAUGCUUUCAAGAUACAAUACAGAACCUGAUGAAGUAGCAGGAUAUAAAUGGCCACCCAAUACUUCAUUCCUAAUGAAU
Molecule: messenger RNA, 1281 nt
Organism: Dentiscutata erythropus
Lineage: Eukaryota; Fungi; Glomeromycota; Glomeromycetes; Diversisporales; Gigasporaceae
Source: the annotation of a GenBank genome assembly